UGAUCACAAUGGUGAAAACAGUGUACUUGAUUGGUGAUGUAUUAAGUGAAUUUGGUGGAAAAAAAUUACCUUCAUUGAAAGAGAAGAUGUUGAAGAUAUGGAUGUUGAUGUAAGCGAUGAAAAUAAUAACUACAGUAAUAGUGAUAACAAUAAUGAAGAGAACAUUGAUAUCAAUUAUAAUAACAAUAAUGAUAGUGGUACAUUUGAUGUCGGAGAGUUCGGUAAUGACAAUGUUGACUAUUCUUGUACAGUUGAGACUGAUAAUGUUGUUAAUCAUGAAAUAUCAAUUCAAACAUCUAAGUUAUCCCAGAAAUAUUUGGAAAGUAAUACUUCUCGUAUAAUCUCUGAUUAUGAAGAUGAAAUUCCAAAACAACAAGUUCCUAAAAUUGAUCUAAUGACACCAGAACUUGCUGCGAAUUUGGAUAGAGCUAAUGUGAGUAGUAGGUUGGCAACUUACAUUUUUGCUACUUCAUUAUCUAGCCUAAAUAUUGAUUGUGCAAGCGUAAACUUCAGUCAUUUGACUAUUCACCGAGCACGGGAAAAAUUUCGCAAAGAAGCGACGUUAAAUCUGAAAACUAAUUUGGAAACUGAUAAUUAUGUGCUACAUUUUGAUGGAAAACUGUUGUCAGAUAUUACAGGUAUAGAACAAGUUGACCGGCUUCCUAUUAUUUUAUCAUCAUCAGGUAAAUUUCAACUGUUAGGAGUCCUCAAACUAGAAUCUGGAACUGGACAAAAUCAAGCUUCAGCUAUUAUUACAACAGUAAAAAAAUGGAAUAUUAAUACUGAUAACAUCAAAGCAUUGUGA
Cotesia glomerata is the source of this 805-nucleotide messenger RNA. RefSeq names its product ABC transporter G family member 7-like. The transcript is spliced from 2 exons. Lineage: Eukaryota; Metazoa; Arthropoda; Insecta; Hymenoptera; Braconidae. The coding region runs from base 98 to 805 and encodes 235 amino acids. The record is from RefSeq and is a predicted model, not a curated record.